Messenger RNA from Anopheles cruzii, 1011 nucleotides. Its product is annotated as protein ABHD11-like. The record is from RefSeq and is a predicted model, not a curated record. The transcript is spliced from 4 exons. Gene Ontology annotation, cellular component: mitochondrion. Lineage: Eukaryota; Metazoa; Arthropoda; Insecta; Diptera; Culicidae. The coding region runs from base 70 to 1011 and encodes 313 amino acids.
AUCAGAAGACUUCGUAAAGUGUAAACAUCUUUCGCUGGAAGUAGGCAAAAGGUUAGACUGCCGAGCAAUAUGAUAACCGGUAACGUUUAUCAGAAUGUGCUAAAAUCCGGAUUUCGUGUGCUAAUUACUUGCUCACGUUCUGUGCAUAUCAGUGCCGUGCAAAGCAGUCGUCCUACGGCCGUUCCCCUUGCUUUCAGCCGGUACGAGAAUAACGCCACCGGUGAGAACGAUGGCACACCACCGGUGCUCGUGCUUCACGGCCUGUUCGGAUCGAAAUCAAACUGGAAUAGCUUGGCAAAGGCAUUCCACAAAAACACUAAACCUGUGCGAAAGAUCUACGCAAUCGACGCCCGGAACCAUGGCGACAGUCCGCACACCGAGCAGCAUUCGUACGAACACAUGGUGGAGGAUCUGGUUGCGCUCUACAAAACGCUCGACAUCCCACGAGCCUCGAUCGUUGGACAUAGCAUGGGAGGGCGAGCGAUGAUGCUUUUGGCCUUGCGAUACCCGGAGCUGGUUGAAAAGGCCGUUAUUGUCGACAUCUCGCCUGCGACGGGGCUGGGAACGAGCAACACGAAUAUUCCGCUCUUUUUGCAAUCCAUGAAAAUGAUCCGCAUCACGCCCGAAUCCACCAUUCACCAAGGACGACGGAUUGCCGACGAACAGCUGGCAAAGAUCAUCGCCGAAAAGCCUUUACGUGAUUUUCUGAUAACCAAUCUCGUCAAGAGCGACGGGGGUGCUUUUCAGUGGCGAAUCAACCUGGAGUCGUUGGAACGCAAUUUCCACUCGGGCGUUGCACAGUUUCCCUCCUUAACGGGCGUGCGGUUCGAGGGUCCCACACUGUUUAUUGCUGGUGGUCGUUCGGAUUACGUAAAAGCCGCUGACGUGCCGCUGAUUAAAACGUUAUUCCCCAACUCGGAAGUUACGUACGUGAAGGAUGCAGGACACUGGGUGCAUAGCGAAAAGUCUACCGAAUUUUCGAAGCUUGUUUUAGACUUUUUGAACGCAUAA